Molecule: messenger RNA, 1931 nt
Organism: Wyeomyia smithii (pitcher-plant mosquito)
Lineage: Eukaryota; Metazoa; Arthropoda; Insecta; Diptera; Culicidae
Exons: 2
Coding region: 567-1616 (349 amino acids)
Molecular function (GO): catalytic activity
Source: RefSeq, a predicted model, not a curated record
CAUUCAUCAUAAAAAUAAAAUGAAACGGUCUCUUAAAGACCACUCUAAACGUAAUUAUUCUUAUCUCCUCAAAAAAUCCGAAGCAAGUACUCUCAUUUCUUCAAAUAUUUAUGAUUUAUUGUCCUCUAAUGAGACAGACUGUGACAUUCCUCUUGCUGGUCCUUCUUUUUCUAAUCCUGGUGGGUCUAGAAAAAGAAAAAAUCUUUUUCCUUCGAAACUUCCCAACAAAGGUCCUUAAAUAACACUUAAUAAAAAAGUUAAUAUUCCCAAAUUCAAUCAUGAUGUUGAAAAUUUGAAUCAAACUCCUCCUAAAAUUUUAAACCUAAAUUCAACACAAGAAUUCCCACCACUAUCACCCAAAAACUGUAAUAACUCAUUCACACCUUCAGUUAAUCAAACAAAAUCAGGAAUUCUGAAAUUUUCUACUGUAAUAAAUUGGAUCCUUGAAUCAUUAAACAUACCGAACCCUCUUAAAAAAAUUAUUCUUUCACUACUCCCUGUUUUCAAAACAUUUUUAAAGCAGCUUACCUUUCAAUGGCCCCUCAUUUCAACAUUAAUAUCCUUCGAUGACUAACUUAUCGUCCGAAACUAAUGAUUUUAUACAUGUUUUACAAUGGAAUUGCAGGAGUAUCAUACCAAAACUAGAUUCGUUUAAAGCUAUGAUUAAUAAUUUGAAAUGUGAUGUGUUUUCUAUUUGUGAAACAUGGCUCACUUCAGAUAUCAAUCUCAAUUUCUAUAAUCACAAUAUCAUACGAUUAGACCGAGAUGCUCCUUAUGGAGGUGUACUUUCAGGGAUAAAAAAAUGUUAUUCUUUUUAUAAAAUUAACUUACCUUCGAUUCAAGGCAUCGAGUCUGUAGCUUGUCAAAUUAAAAUACAUGACAAAGAUCUCUGCAUUGCUUCUGUAUAUAUCCCUCCUAAAGCACUAAUCGGACAACGAAUGCUCUCUGACAUUUUUGAACUUCUACCCUCACCGCGUUUAAUAUUGCGAGAUUUUAACUCACAUGGUGUAGCUUGGGGUUCAUCUUACAACGAUAAUCGCUCCACCUUGAUAUAUAAUCUUUGUGACAAUUUCAAUAUGACUGUUUUAAACAAUGGAGACAUGACACGUGUUACGAAACCACCGACUCGUCCAAGCGCAUUAGAUUUAUCAUUAUGUUCAACGUCAUUGCGAUUAGAUUGCACCUGGAAGGUUGUUUGCGAUCCUCAUGGUAGUGAUCAUUUACCAAUUUUAUUUUCAAUUAACAAAGGGCCAAAAAUUACUCCAUCAGUUGACAUUCCGUAUGACCUUACAUUAAAUAUUAAUUGGAAAAUUUAUAAAACAAAAAUUACAGAAGCUCUAGAGGCAGUACAACACCUUCCGCUACUUCAAAAAUAUGAUUUAUUUGCGGGUUUAAUUUUGAAUUCCGCAAUACUAGCCCAAAAGAAACAAUAUCUUGGCGUUUCAACUAAAAGACGAACUCCUACUCCUUGGUGGGACAAAGAGUGCUCAAAAAUUUACAUUAAAAAAUCUAGGGUGUAUAAGGUUUUUCGGAAAAAAGAAAAAAAUCGAAGACUUUGUACGAUAUACAAAGCUAGAAUCCAUGUUCAAAAACUUGAUCAAAGCCAAAAAACGUAGUUAUUGGCGACGUUUUGUUAAUGAGCUUUCUAGAGAAACAUCCAUGAGUACUCUUUGGAACACUGCUAGGAGAAUGAGAAGUCGAGUUGUGGCUAAUGAAAAUGAAGCAUAUUCAAAUCAAUGGAUAUUAAAUUUCGCAAUAAAAGUUUGUCCAGACACUGUUUCUGCUCAAAAAAUUACUCGUGAUGUUUUUUCUGAACAAUCAGUAAUGGAACUACCAUUUUCAAUUACCGAACUAUCUACUGCCCUUCUUACUUGCAAUAAUAAUGCCCCUGGUCUAGAUAAAAUUAAAUUUCAUUUACUGAAAAAUUUACC